Molecule: messenger RNA, 14837 nt
Organism: Chelonia mydas (Green sea turtle)
Lineage: Eukaryota; Metazoa; Chordata; Testudines; Cheloniidae
Gene: GPATCH2L
Product: G-patch domain containing 2 like
Exons: 10
Coding region: 1005-2462 (485 amino acids)
Source: RefSeq, a predicted model, not a curated record
UGUUUCCCUGAUGCUUUCCCUCAGUCCCCGGGUCCUGGCCUCAUCAGGGCUGUGGGGGGAGCAAGGCACAGUGUCCCCUAUUUCCUGAGGGAGCUCUGCCCCAGUGUACACAAAUCUAUUGGUAUAUACAUAUUCCCAUAAGGUGUUUUCAGUUUUCUGUGUUGGGGGUCCAGUUUGCUGCUGUGGUUAGAAAGUGUCAGUAUCUUAACAGGAGCGGAUUUAUUGUAUAACAACAGGAUCCUGGUUUUGCAGAAUCGCACUCCAAAGUGCAUUAAAGACUCCCUGUGUAUUGAAUGAGCAGUCGUUUGUGGGGUGGGAAACCAUAGCUGUUUGGUAGUGCACAGCAACACGAAACAACAGUUUUGGGUGAGAGAUGAUGAACAAUCCCAUAUAGAACUGUAAUGGCUGGGGAGAUGUAACGAACUAGACUAUAAUUACACAGAUUGAAAUUUGAACAGUAUUCCUGGUUAAUGCCUGAUUCUCCCACCUCAAAAAAAAAAAAAAAGGAGAGGGGGGGCAAAGCAUCAUGGAAUCUUUGUGACUGCAUUAGUAUGAGACUUAAGCUUUAUUCCUCUUUGGAAAGACUGACCCUCAUGCAGCAUAGAGUCUUUAAUACCCAUUGUGUCAUUGGUCUGAGCCAAGUGUGCCACCUAUUAAGUCAUUCACAGUCCCUUUGUGACUGGUAGAGGUCUCCCAUCCAUGUACUGAGCAGGCCCAGCCCUGUUUCUUGCAUAUAACAGCUGAUGGUAUGACAUCACAUGGUGUUCUGAAUGCAGGCCAUUUCACUUUUAGGCUGGAUACUGGGACAUAGUGCUUCAAGGAAGAAAAUGCAAUCUUGUGUCCGUGUCAGGCAUAAACUUGUCUUUAAUUGCUAUAGCAUGAGGCGGUCUUGGCUGGGAAGGGGAAGUGGUAGCCCUAAUUUUAAAGGGAAGACUGAGCUGUAGCACAAGAAGAACAGUUUGCCUGUAUUAGUCCUAUUGGGCAGGUCCAAGUAGACAUUGUCCAUGGAUGAGCUGGUGCAUGACUUGGCCUCGGCCUUGGAGCAGACCUCAGAACAAAACAAGCUGGAUGAGCUGUGGGAAGAGAUGGCCCUGAGCCCAAGGCAGCAGCGGCGGCAGCUUCGCAAGAGGAGGGGUCGUAAGCGGCGCUCAGACUUCACGCACCAGGCGGAGCAUGCCUGCUGCUACAGUGAGGCUUCGGAAUCAAGCCUGGAUGAAGCCAUGAAGGACUGUCGUGAGGUGUUGACUGCCAACUUCAGUGACUCAGAUGACAUGGCUGUGGCCAAACGCCACCCAGCUCUGAGUGCCACCCUAAAGAGCAAGCAGCAUUCUUGGCAUGAGUCGGACUCCUUCACAGAAAAUGGACCCUGCCGGCCCCUCAGGCGUCGCCGGAAGGUGAAACGUGUGACCUCAGAGGUAGCUGCUAGCCUCCAGCAGAAACUCAAGGUGUCGGAGUGGAACUAUGAGAGAGGCUAUAGGUUCAAGUCAGCCAAGAAGCAGCGUCUGUCACGCUGGAAGGAGAACGCCCCUUGGACUUCAUCCAGCCAUGGCCUGUGCGAGUCAGCAGAGAACAGGCCCUUCCUCAGUAAAGCGGGGAGGAAGGAGAGGAUGGAGUGUGAAGCGGAUGAACAAAAACAGGGUUCUGAUGAAAACAUGUCUGAAUGUGAAACCAGCAGUGUAUGCAGCAGCAGUGACACUGGCCUUUUCACCAAUGACGAAGGCCGUCAAGGGGAUGACGAGCAGAGUGAUUGGUUCUAUGAGGGAGAAUGUGUCCCAGGAUUCACCGUCCCCAACCUCCUGCCCAAGUGGAGAGCUGAUCACCGGUCUGAGGUGGAACGAAUGGACUCUGGACUGGAAAAACUCUCCGACUCUACGUUCCUUUUGCCUUCCCGGCCUGCUCAGAGGGGGUUUCAUGCCCGUCUGAACCGCCUUCCAGGAGCUGCUGCCCGUUGUCUCAGAAAGGGACGUAGGAGGCUUGUUGGCAAGGAGACCAGCUUGAGCACUCUGGGCAGUGAGAGGAUGAGCCAUAUCAUUAGUGACCCACGUCAGAAAGAAAAGAACAAAGUGCUGGCUUCCGAUUUCCACCACAUUGUGGCCUGUGCACAUGAGUUCAAUCCGUUAUCUCCUUUGUACUCUCUGGAUGUUCUUGCUGAUGCCUCCCACAGAAGAUGCUCACCAGCACACUGCACUGCCAGACAGACAAAUAUACACCUGGGACCACCCUGCUCAAGGGAUAUCAAGAGGAAACGAAAGCCAGCAGCAGCUGUAGCCUCUCUUUCCAGCCCUACUUCAGCUUUACCUGUCCACAUGGAUGCAGCAGACUCAUCCCUGCCAGCGACACAGUCCCAGAGGUCCCAGAGCUCUGACUGGACGGUCAGAACCCAGGCAGCAGAGAAAUCCACUGUUGCUGCUCCAUCUAACUUCUUUAAAACACCACAAGAGAAGGGCCCUGGAUACAGCUAGAUGGAGGUGUCUCUAUUCGGAGCUGGUUGCGUUUAUGAAAUGUUGGACUUUGAAGUACAUCAGCACCGAACGUCUCAUUUGGCAAUAACCAUCUCAUCAGUGUUGGUGCGUGAUGCUCACCAUCCUCCAGACUCAGCUGUGUGCCCCAUACAUCCCGAGAUCAUGUUUGUGAAUCUGUGUAAAAAGUAACUGGUGAUGCUGGGGCUGCAGCUUUUUUAAAACAUUCCUGCUAUUGCUGUGAGUACUUAUUACACACUCAUCUCCUACCCCAGCACCUGUUAGCAUCUGCUGGGAUGUGUACAGAGCCUUGUGGGUUUGCAGGUGUUGGUCUUUGUUAUGAAGCUGGUCACCACUUGGGCAUAUCGUUUGUUGCAAAAGGCUGAAUAUAGCAGGAGAAAGCCCUAUUGCAGCUCUGCAGAGGCAAGAAUCUGUCUUUGGCAAGCAUAAUGUCAGAAACAAAGGCCAGCUUAGUAUCCCUGGUCAGGGGAGGAGGCGGGGAACAGAGAGUGCAAACAGGUUUGAAAUGUGGGACUUGAAUUCUGUAUUAGCAAAAUGCCUAACGGCCUCUCACUAAGGGACUUGGGAGUCAAGAUGUUGCUUCUAAUGAAGCAAAUGUGGUGCUUGUCCUGUCAGGAAUUGCCAGUGGCUCACUGUCAGCAUGGUCCUUCAGCGUUUUUUGUCCUUCCUUGUUUGGAGUGUCUUUAGUCUUGCCCUGUGAAUUGCAGUAUUCUUUCCUUAUUCCCCAUCCUCUCCAUUUGUCCUGCUGGACAAGGGGUUGGCAGAACUAAUUAGGCAAAAAUGUGCAGACUGGAGUUAUGAGAGGAAGCUUGGAUCAAGUUGCCCUAAAAUAUCCUCUGAGAAGUCUUCACUGGGGAGAUGACAGAGAGGAAAUAUUGGAAUACUAUCCAUGGGCAUCCAGCUUCAGACGCUACAGUAAGCAAUCCCCAGGACACUUGAAGUUGAAGUCCAUGUCCCACUGUGUACUAAAAGUCAUAUAGAGUAUUAUCUGAGUUCAAAGCACUCUCUACAGAUUGAACCACUUCCCCGUCUCACGUUCUCCCUGUCUUCCUCAAAGGUUAGUGUUCUGAAGUAUAUCUAAGUGGGGUUCCCCUCUGUCUCUGGAGUAUAUAUGGGAGUGGUCUCCCUCUAUCACUGAUUGUACUCUGUUCUGUAGUAUAUAUGGGAGGGGUGUCCCUGGAUUUCCAGUUGUACUCUGCUCUGUGGUAUAUAUAGGAAGUGUUUGCCUUCUCCACCUUUCCUUGCACCCCGAUGGCAUUUGUUGUGCAGUAUAUUGGGGAGCGUUCUUUUCUCCCCACAACCCUUUCCCUUUAUCCCUGAUUGCUCUUCACUUUGCAGUAUUGAUGAGGGGGUCUCUCCUGCCUUCUCUUUUCCUGUAUCCCUGGUUGUACUCUGCUUGUUUCCCUAUCUCUUGAAAAACCUCUCUACAGCUGCAUUCUGGGUUACAUAUUUAGCAGAUGUGCCUGGAUAGGGUGUACAAAAGGAACCAUGCCAUGCUUGCUUGACAACCGUAGUUGCCUUGUGAGCUCUUGAGUGUUUUCAAAUAGGUGGCCCUUGUCAUUACAAAACCUACUGGUUGGCUGAGUGGGUGGAGCACCAGAAAGGACCAUCCAUUAAGAGCAAAAAUAAAUUUUCAGCAUAGGGGUGGAACUUGCACCCCUGGAUGCAGAUGAUGGAUUUGCAUGUUUCCCUUGCUUUGCUCUCUAUGACCUAUAAAUCAAAUGAGUGAGGGAUAAAUUUGAUUAUGAGCAUAUCAGAAAAUGUUUUAAUUGUUUUUAAAUUUUCUUUGUAUUAAAAUUUUAAAAUUAAAUGGCCAGCCAUGAAGACUCAUAACACAAAAAGUAAGUUACAAAAUCAAACAAAAUGCUCUCGAACAAUCUAAAUCAUGACUGAUGAAUAGUUACAUUAGACAGAGUGUCCAUGUCUUAUCCACUAAUACCUAUUUACUCUUGGGGAGAGACCCAAAUUGGAUUUAUGUUUUGUCCCAAGGAAACUCUCAGCUCUGCCCACGUAAAUCCCUCUGAAAAAUCUCAUGCGUCUUUCUUAUACAUAUUGAAAUACCUUAGAGGGAGAGCCUUGUUACCCUUGUACAGGAGCACAAAGGUUAAAGGCUAGUUUGGAUUAUCUGUGAGCAAUUACAAGGGAUUUGAGGGGAAAGAAAUGUUCAGAUGAAGUUAGUGUCUUUACAUUCUUAUUUUUGUGCUUUGUAUAAAACCAAGUCUGUAGCGCUUAACAAGUAAUAAAGACAGACCUUACCAUGAAGAGCCUGCGAUCUAAAACCCGUACAGAGAAGAUGGGGCACUGGGAAAACAUAAUUUAGGGAAUAACUUGGCUUUUUUAUUAUUUCAGUCCUUGUGGGCAAAGCAGGAGAUAAACUCCAUCCAACUGCUAAUUUGCUUCUUGGUUAUAGGGGGUGGUGUUUCAAUGGAGAGAUGAAUGGAGUUGUUAGAUACUGUUUGUUUAAUGCAAGGGUGAGCACAGGUAGGGGAUAUGUGUUAAAGAGUGAGGGGCUGUGAGCAUUGAGGAACUGAGAGUAAGUAACGUCACUCCUAUUCCCUGCAUUUGUUGAUAAUCCAAUAGUGGGUUGCAGCUAACUGCAGGUUAGCUGUGUAGUCGUCCUAUGGUCCCUUGUUUCAAUUCCAUAAACCUUUCCUUCCAUGAACAGUUGUAUUCAUCAUUUUAAAGCACAGUUGUAUUCAUCAUUUUAAACCAUUUCCCUGGCUUCCUCAUGAAAGCGAAUUAGACCAGUGGCCUAUUGUGGUACUUGGUUGUCUCUUAGAAGAAGCUCAGAAACUUCAGUGAUGAGUGCCAUUAGAAGAAUUUAGACAGGCCACCUACCCUAACAAAACACACUCUGAAAUUAGACUUCUUUGUUUUUACUUCCAGUGUUAGAGUGGAGACUAUGUAUCUCUGCUGUUCAUAGAUUCCAAGGCCAGAAGGGACCAGUGUGAUCAUCUCGUUUUACCUCCUGUAUAACACAGGCCAUAGAACUUCCCCAAAAUAAUUCCUAGAGCAGAUCUUUUAGACAAACAUCCAAUUUGACAAUUUUUUAAUCAAGUGAUGGAGACUCCACUAUGACCCUUCAAAAGUUGUUCCAGUGGUUAAUUACUGACUGUUAAAAAAUGUACAUGUUAUUUCUAGUUUGAAUUUGUCUAGCUUCAGGUCCAGCCAUUGGAUCGUGUAAUACCUUUCUCUGCAAGAUUGAAGGAGCCCAUUAAAUAUUUCUUCCCCAUGUCGAUACUUAGACUGUAAUCAAAUCACUCCUUAACCUUCUGCUCAUUAAGCUAACUAGAUUGAGCUCCUGGAGAAUUUCACUAUAAGGCAUAUUUUCUAAUGGUUCGAUCAUUCUCAUGGCCGUUCCCUGAGCCCUCUCCAAUUUAUCAAUAUCUUUCUUGAAUUGUGGACACCAGAACUGGACACAGUAUUCUAGCAGCAGUUGCACCAGGGCCAAAUACAGAGGUAAAGUGACCUCUCUGCUACUUGAGAGUUUCCUGUUUAUGCAUCCCAGGAUCAUAUUAGCUCUUUUAGCCAUGGCAUUGGGAGCUCAUGUUCAGCUGAUUAUCCACCAUGACCCCCAAAACUUUUUCAGAGUCACUCCUUCCCAGAAGAGAGUCCCACAUUCUGUAAGUAUGGCCUACAUUUUGUUCCUACAUCUAUCCAUUUCCAUUUAACCAUAUUAAAACACAUAUUGUUUGUUUGCGCCCAGCUUAUCAAGUGAUACAGAUUGCUCUGUCUUCAUUAUUUAUUCCACCCCCCAAUUUGUGUCACCUGAAAACUUUAUCAGUGAUUAUUUUGUUUUCUUCCAGAUCAUCGAUAAAAAUGUUAAAUAGCAUAGGUCAAGAACCGAUCCCAGUGGGACCCCGUUGGAAACGCACACACUUGAUGAUGAUUCUCCAUUUACAGUUACAAUUUGAGACCUGUAAAUUAGCCAGUUUUUAAUUCAUUUAUUGUGUGCCAUGUUAAUUUUAUAGUUCUGUCAGUAUAUAUAGAUAUUCUGCAAAAUCAUAAACAUCAGAGAUGGAAAAGUUCUAUUAAAAUGGGGCUUUUCAAUGUUUUCUGUACUUUGACCUCAUGUUACAACAGAAAACAUGAUAUGACCUUCCUUCUAACCUUAAGAAGGUGGUCACAAUCCCCAAAACCCAUUUGCAACACCCAUGUUCACAAGACAUGUAUGAAAACAGGCAGUCUUUCAUUGCUAAUGCAGGAUUGCUCCCUACAAAAGCAUUUUCUAGUGCUUUGUCCAGUCUAGCUUUAAAUAUCCCUAGAGAAAGACCCUUCACAGCUUCCCUUGGUUGCAAGUCUAUUAAUCAGCCUAAUACAUCUCACUGAGAGUUUUCCUAACAGUCAUCUUAAUUUUCCCCUGUCUUAAAUUCAUCUCGUUACUCCUGGUUAUAUUCACUUAUAUCACCCUACAUAAUUCCUCUCCCUCCUGGGUGCUAGCACCAUUCACCAUUAGUAGAUUGUUAUAUGGAAUCAGCAGCCUAGUCUCACUAUUGAGGGGUCCAGACUGCAACUCUAUGUUCUCAGAGGGCAGGUUGGAAACUAUUUAUUCUCAAAUUUUCCUGUUGAUGUCAAUAGAGCUGCUGAUCGAAGCAAGGACUGUGGGAUCAAGCUCUUAGAUUGUAUGCUCUUCAGGUCAGGGUACCGACGAUUUUCUUUUGUCUGCAAAGGAUUGAGCAUACUUAUGGCACUAUUGAAAUAAUAACCAUAGCAGACACCUCCUUUGUAGGUAGCAUCUCCUGCCAUGGGAUGUUUCCAAAAGGGCUGGAGGUCUCAAUCAUGUGAGUUCCUGCAACUGCUUUCCCUUUCCCACUUGCAGUCUAGAAUCCAAUUAUGGGUCAGCCAGGCUCUGGGCAGGAUUGCUGAUUUGUAGGGGAUUCCACAAGCUGAGUUUGGGACAAAUGUUGCACCCUGUGCUGUGACUCCAGAAAUUGGAGUGUUAUGCGAUUUUUGUUGUAAAAUCCCUUUCAGAGAUCAGUAGCUUGCUUCAGGUUUUAAAUAAAGAUUCUUAGUAUUGCUGUGAUCCAGCUGAUUUAUUUUGUUUCUCUUUCUCUAGGGCAGGUGUUCUCUUUCCUCUCCUUCCCCUCAGUCAUGUCGUUUAUUGUAUGUCCAGGCUCCUUGCCCAUCUCUGAGGAAUGCUACUUGUGGCAGCAAAGGGAGUAAGGGGACAAAGGUUUUUAAGAAGCAAGUGUCAGUAAAAUAAUAAAACAAGGAAACUUUAUGCAAUGAUCCUGCUUCCAGGGCAGCAGGAGCUGACACCCACCUCAGAGAGCUGGUGCUGAGUCCCAGCAUGAGGCUAAGGCCUGGUCAGCACUUGUAAUUUAAAUUCCCAUAGCUGUGAUGCUUAAGGGUGUGAAAAAUCCACAUCCCUGAAUGCCAUAGCUCUGCUGACCUUUCCCCUGGUAUAGACACAGCUAGGUCAAUGAAACAAUGCUUCCAUCGACCUAGCUACCGUCGUUAUGGGGAGGUGGUGUUCCUACAGAAACAGAAAAACCGCUUCCAUCACUGGAGGCUGAAUCUACAUAUGGGGUUAUGCUGACAGCUAUGGCACUAUAGUGUAGACAUGGCCUUAGCUGCCCCACUUUAACUCUGUUGGGAUUGUUAAAGUGGUAAAACUCCCAGUGUGGAUGUAGUCUUACUGGUAUACAGGUGCUUUUACCGGUAUAGCUACCUCUGUACAGGAAGGGGAAUAACUACUGGUGUAAAUCACUUUUAUACCAACUGCAGCCACACUGGGGAUUGUACCCAGUAUAGUUAUUUUAGUAAAAAUCCACACCACUAAUUGAUACAGUUAUACUGAUAGACCUUUCAGUUGUAGACCAGGCCUUAGUGAAGCAGGAGCUGGAAAGAUCAGAGUCUGUGCGACUCUGAAGGGAGCAGGAACACAGUCCUGGCUCAGGGAAAAUCAACAGCCCAGAGCAAAGUCCCACUGUUACACUUAGGCUUUGUCUACACUAACACUUUUGUUGGCAAAACUUUUAUCGGUCGGAGGGACACCCCUGACCUACACAAAUUUCACCGACAAAAGCACUGGUGUGGACAGCGCUAUGUCAGCGGGAAAUGCUCUCCUGCCAACAUAGUUACCACCGCUCAUUGGAGGUGGUUUAAUCAAGCCAGUGGAAGAGCUCUCUGUCGGCAUACAGCAGCUACGUUGGAGGCCUUACAGCAGCGCAGCCGCACUGGUACAGCUGUGCUGCUAUAAGGUCCGUAGUGUAGACGUAGCGUUAGAAAGUUAGUUAAGAGACUGGAGGCCUCUGGAAAGAUGUGGGAGGUCCAGAAGCUGAGUGUGGGCACAAAUGUUCAGAAGACUGAGAGAUAUUUGAGCUGUAGAAACAAAGCUUUACUGAACUAAGGUAGAAUGUGCAGGAGACAGGGCAUUAUAAUGAAAUCUGUUUGUUUGAGGAUCCUCUUGGACCUGUUCCAUGGUCUCUCACCAACCUCACCAUGUGGCUUUAAGCUUCAGUCCCCCACUUCAGAUCUCUUUCCUUUUUCUUUCUUUUUGUUAUUUUUUUCCCUUUGAAAAUAAAGCUUCAUUUAAUGACAAGGCUGGAAUGAUGGAUGUGAGGUGGAAGAGAAUUCCACAGCUGGGAGGAGCAUAUGGCUAAAACAUCUUCAAAGCUAAAGGUCCUGGAAUAGUAGAUGCUACGAAACCAGCACUGGCUGAUCUCACAGCCUGGUAAUUGUGGGAGAACAAGGAAGCCCCUUUUUUAAAAAGGGGCAAGACCACUUGAAGUCUUCUGUGGAAGAAGUGUCAUCUUGCAACUAGUGUCUUACUGAUAUAGGUAUUUGAUGCCCCCUAUCACCGUCGUAUCUGAGCGGCUCAACUACCGUGCCAUUUAUCACUGUGAAAAUCAUUUUUGGAGGAGAGAGAUGUUCUGAAUGUUUAACUGUGAGGAGGAGAGAAUUUUGGUUGCUGCCUGGAGAAUCUAUGGACCACAAGCCCAGCUCUGCAGUGGUCCUGUCCUGCCAGUUGUGAUGCAGUGUACUGUCAGCUGUGAUGCACAGAGCAGAAUUACAGAUAUUUUUUCUGGAAGAUGGAACAGAAGCUUAAAAAGGGAGAGUGAAACAUGGGAAAAGAGAAUCUGAUAUUACAUGGAAAUCAAAAGCUAAGUUAAGGACAGCCAGAAGAAUGUGAAAAAGCUAAAGUAACAAUGGUUGGUACAGGUCAAAGGGGAAUGUAGGUGAUACUUUCUGUAGGACAGAACGGAAAGCACUGUAGUGUCAUAUAGACAGAGAAGAUAAUAGAGAGGCUGAGUUGGAACCUUUGCAGGACCUAUGUAGUUACAUUUCCUGCCUUUGACUUCAGUCCAACAUGCUGACAGCACCGAGAUGGAUAGUGAAAGGUCUGCAAGGGCAACACAUUGACCCUUCUGAGACAGCUGUAUCUUCAUGACAACAUUAGGAAAGAUGCCCAGAAAAUUUUUAGUUCGGGUAGUUAUUGGUAAAUGUACCACCUAGCUCAAAGGCUCAGCAGUGGAUUGUAUGAAACCUUUAUCUGUUAAGUCACUGAUUUUGACUUCACCCGGAAGUGACUAAAACAGAUUGCUAGCUUGCAGAUCUCUGGUAGAUUUUAAGAUGAUUGCUCGCAGUCUGUUAUGGUCUUAGUGGACAGAUGUAUACCACACAAUUAUUAAUCACCAACAACGUGCUUGGCUCUGUGUAAGACAGGAAAUACAGAUAGCCCCUGCCUAGGCUAGCUUAUUUAAAGAGAAAUACUGAAUAUGAAAACAAAAAAUACUGUUGCCAUGGGAACUGAUUAAUACUUGUGUUGGUAGUAUCAGGUGAGACAAAGGACUGAAUGAGCUGUGGAAGUGAUUGUGUGGUGAACUGGGAAUAGCAAUGCUGACUCACCUUUGCCCAGUGCUUUGAGAUCUAUGUAUGAAAAGUGCUAUAGAUAAGUUGUGUCUUUAGAUUUUCCCUAGAUGUAACUGUAUUUUCCAGGUUGAAUUUAAUUUUAUUCCUGUAUUUUCAACCUCUUCUUGUUUAUAAUUCUUUGCCUUGCUGCUAUUCACAAUUUCCCAGUUAGAUUUAAUGUAAUGUGCUGUCUCCUCCCAUUUCCAGAGCAUUAAUGAAGAAGUUAAAUAAGACUGGACCUUACACUCAAGCCGUGUAGCUCUCUAUUGAACUUCUUGCCCCAUCUCACCAUGUUGUCAUUUAUUAUUAAUUAUUUUUAUUACAGUAGCCCUUAAGCGCCCUAGUCAUAGAUCAAGACCCCAUUGCGCUGGGCCCUAUUCAAACACAGAACAAAGACUGUUCGUUCCCCAAAUGGCUUACUCAUUAUGCUCUUGGCCUUUCAUCUAAUCUGAGUCCAUGGUGUGCUCAGAAUUAUUGUCAGCUCCGUGAGAACAAGUAAGAUUUUUUGUGAUGCUGUACAAAGUGAAGUCCGGUUCUAUCGCACUGUGUUCACUUGUGAAGGUGAUCGCUCACUUCAUGAGCCUCCUAGGGGGUCGGUGAGGACAAAGCAGGCUGUCUUCUUUCCUAGUGCCCCCUGUUGACAGUUGUACCAGCACAGCAGUAGUCUGCCCUUUCAGUGACUCAGCCCUCUGGCCAAGUCAUGAAUUGUGUCCACCCCUUUCAGGGUACACAGAGUCCAACAGAGGAUAGCCUUAGUGUCAGGCAAAGAGGUUCCAGGCCACAUUGGGUCAAGGUCCCAGAGUCAUGACCCUCUGGGUUAUAGAGUCUUCCUAGUCCAUAUUCCUCUGUAUCCGGUGUAGGCUCUUUGCCUUCAGCCCUAUCUGCGGGUUGGUAGGGGAACCCAGGCCUAUCCUCUCCACCGCAGGGCUGGCUCCAGGCACCAGCGUUACAAGCAGGUGCUCGGGGCGGCAGUCAGAAAGGAGCGGCAGAGUUUUCCGCGGCAGCAGCAAUUUGGCGGCAGCUUCCCCGUUCCGCCGGCUGUGGCGGCAAUUCGGCAGCAGCUUCUCUCUCUCUCCUGCCAUCUGCGGCGACAAUUCGGUGGCGACAGGCCUUUUUCACUGCUUGGGGCAGCAAAAACGGUAGAGCCGGCCCUGCUCCACCAAGUCCUAAUCCAGGGCCAUGCGGUGGGCAGCAAGGUCCUGCACCCUAAUGGGCUGUGCCGCUGCUCCCCUGCAUUGCUUCCCACCAGUCUCCUCUCUCAGAAGGGCAAAGCAAAGACAUGUAAGGAAAAUAAAUCAAAAGAUAAAUCCCAGGCCUUGCAGGUAUCCAAAGUCCCUUUUCCCUCAGCAGGUCAGGUAGGUUCUUAAUAGUCAAGGGCUCCAGGCAGCUGGCCCUUCCAUAGUACUCCCUCUGAGGAGCUAAGAGUGUAGGCCUGCUCACCUCCACUGACUGACUACUAUUGAGUUGCUCUGCUCCUCCUCCGGUGCGUGCAUGCAUUGCAGGUGGGGCUUCCUAGGCCCAAAGUAGCUCUUUGACCCAGUCUUUUCCAGUGCAGGAUUUGUACACCCCAUCACACCCCUUCAUCUACUAAUUCAGUAAUUCUGUUUUAUUAUAUGUGUUUUACUGUAGUUCCCAGAGGCCUCAGGAAGGAUCAAGGUCCAAUUUUGCUAGGUGCUGUACCAAAUGCAGACUAAAAGAACAGCUUCUGCCUUGGAGUGUUUACAAUGUAAUAAAGGGUGAAGAAGGUAUGAAGACACACGUGGGGAAAAGAAACAAGAGGCAUUGUGGUUGGUGUCACUGAAUGAUCGAUUAUCACAGUUGAAUGACUGUAGUGUGUGUGCAGAGAUGCACAUUACUGGCGCUUUGAACAAAGAUGACACUGAGGCAGUUGUCUGCCGUGCUCCCAGCCACAGGGGGUCAUGCCAUCAUGGACAUCACUGACCCAUGUACACUGUGGGUAUGUGAUGAAAAAGUAAAUUGCCACAGUGGCAGCUAGAGAUUUGGUUGGGUGCCACUAGUUUCAUCUUUUGUCCCUUGGUGUCCGUCUCUCGCCCCCACCCCACCCCACCCCGAGAAGAAGUAGGUACAGUAUAACCUCAGAGUUAUGAACUGACCAAUCAACCACACAUCUCAUUUGGAACCGAAAGUACACAAUCAGGCAGCAGCAGAGACCAAAAAACCAAAACCACAAGUACAGUACUGUGUUAAAUGUAAACUAUUAAAAAAUAAAGGGAAAGAAGCAUUUUUCUUCUGCAUAGUAAAGUUUCAAAGCUGUAUUAAGUCAAUGUUCAGUUGUAAACUUUUGAAAGAGCAACCAUAAUGUUUUGUUCAGUUAUGACCAUUUCAGAGUUAUGAACAACCUCCAUUCCGGAGGUGUUUGUAACUCCGAGGUCUACUGUAUUUAAAAGAGGGGGAGGGGGGAAAGAAAAGGGUAGGUGCUUUAAAACCAUAAAGGAAUUAUAUGAACCAGAAAGGGCCUGGCAUUUAUUAUUGAGGUAUAGACAAAACCUGUUAUGGGGGACUGUCAAAUGCGCAGCGUGAACACCACCUGCCCCCAGUGUCUCUGUUCUUGUAUCUUUAAUUUUGUCCCCUUUUUUGCCCCAGCUUAACCGUUUGGUUUGGGAGGUAUGUUGCCUUUGUAUCAUAGAACAGCUAUGUAAAAAAUAAACAAAAAAAGGCCUUCUAGUGAGAGACUUAGAGAGCUCAAUCUGUUUAGCAUAGCACUGAGGUUGAGAGGUGACCUCAUUACAGUGCAGAAGUUCUUUCAUGGGGAGAAGAGGCUGGGUACUAACAGGCGCUCUCUACUUUAGCAGAGAAAGGCAUUACAAGAACCAAUGGCUGGCAGCUCAAGUCAGACAAACUCCAGUUACAAACUAGGCACACAUUUUUAACAGUGAUGGUGAUUUAACCAAUGGAACAACCUAUGCAGGAAGUGGUGGAUUCUCAAUCUCUUGAUGUCUUCAUAUCUAGACUGGAUGCCUUUCUGGAAGGUAUGGAAGGUAGUCAAACCUAUGUUACUGGGUUCAACGCAGGGGUAAAUGGGUGAAAUUCUAUGGUCUGCUUCAUAGUGGAGGUCAGAUUAGAUGGUCAAAUAGUUUUUUGGCUCUGAAAUAUAUGAAGCAGGUUGGCUUUUGUCUUCCUAUCUUUCCACCCUAUUGUUUGAGAAGAGAGAUCCAAUGAAAGGUGGGUAGCAUUACGGUUCCCGGCAGUAUAAUCUGGGCAGAAAAUCCAGAUCUGUGAAAUGACUGAAGAUGAUAUUGUGUUGCCAAAGGGCUGCAAGCAUGCAAUUAACAGUUGGGGAGACAAGGAGAAAGGCAAGAAAUAAACGUACAUCUCUUACCUCAUUUGUGUGAAACCUUGCAGGACUGGAGACAGUGAGGCAAUGUGGUGUUGAUGUGCACUUUCAUAGCACCCAACUAUCUCCUGGUUAAAGAUUCCUUCACAGUUAGGAUGCCCCCGUCUUCCAGCUACACAUAAGUGAAGCAGAAAUCCCUCCUUCUAUACAGAAUCUAUCAGUGUUGAGUCAACUUCAGGAGCUCUGUCUCAGUUCUUCAGCUCAGUUGUAUAGUCUGUGUGGAUUCUCCCCUAGACUAAAGCAAGUAGGGAAUUGGUGGGCUUGCUAUUGCCUUGGCAGGACAUCUGAUGAAAUAAAGUACUUCCUUGCAUUUUAUCGCCUAUAAUCAGGAAUUGAUUCCACUUCCCUGGUGUGACAUAACGAAAGAUGCCUCCCUGCAGAAGUGCUCCACUGGUGGCCCCUGGUUUGAUAUGGAAGGGGCAGGUGGCAGGUGUCUUCCUAUGGAAGAGCUUUGCUGCACCCAGCUUCUGACAGGAGAUGAUGUGGCUGGAGAGAGUGUUGUUCCCACUGGUAUCAUGGUCUCUAAUAAUGAGAGGGCAAUGACCAGCUUUAAAAUGCACCAAACUGCAUCUCCUGGCAUGUUUCAAAAUAAAUGUAAAAUUCCUAUACUGAUAGGGCAGUGCCCCAUGCCAACUCUGAAAUCGGCACUGAUAUCUGGUGCUAGCAGCUGUCUUUGUUGCCCGGAAUGGUGUAUUCUAGUUCUUGGUACUGGAAGGUCUGCUAUUAAUACCCUGAACUGAGGCCAUGUGCAUUGAGCUGGCCCCUGGGCAGAGCUGAAGUCUAAGAAUUCCCUCUCUCUCUCUCACCUUUGGCUGCACCAGAGACUAAGCCAAAAGCAGGAAAAGCUAGAAGAAACUUGAUCAUUCAUCUGUCAUGGGCAGCCUAUCCAAAGAGAGCACUGGGAUGGUUUUCUCCUAGAAGCCUGUAUGCAGCACUAUGUACAUAUCACAAGUGUUUUGUGUGGUCAUGGAGUUUCCCUAUUAACAGGGCUUGGACUCCAGACUGUUAGGGCUAUUUGUUUGUUUGGUAAGGUUGUAAACAAGGAAAACUCAUGUCUGUGUCCCUUGGUCUAAAAACAUGCUGUGUACUCUCUGAGAAUCUUUGUUCAGAUUGUAGAAACUGGAAAUAAAAUCAAUAUUCAAAAUAAA